Messenger RNA from Oncorhynchus kisutch (coho salmon), 530 nucleotides. RefSeq names its product acetylserotonin O-methyltransferase-like. The coding region runs from base 15 to 296 and encodes 93 amino acids. The transcript has 3 exons. The record is from RefSeq and is a predicted model, not a curated record. NCBI's taxonomy places the organism in Eukaryota, Metazoa, Chordata, Actinopteri, Salmoniformes, Salmonidae.
UUACAGUGUGUGAGAUGGGUUUAUUUGAUCUGCUGGCCUCGUCACGGCGCCCCCUGUCUCUAGAGGAGGUAGUGCAGGUAAUCAGGGCCAGCCUGAGCGGUACUGAGAAGCUGUAUCUGACCCGGUCCAUCCACUACAGCUCCAAGACUAUCUACCUCUGCUGGCACUACCUGAUUGAUGCUGUGAGGGAAGGCAGUAACCAGUAUGAGAAGGCAUUUGGUGUCAAAGUUGAUGAUUUGUUUGAAGCCAUGUACAGUCGUCAUUGGCUGUGUGAUAGGCGGGGAAGGAGGACAUAAAGGAGGAAUGUGGAGGAAUCAGAGUUGUGAAAUCAUUCACAGCUAUCUGGUACUGUAUGUGUGGAGAGGUUUGUGUGUGUGUAAGCAUGCCUGUGUGUGUGUUUGUUUGUUUUGGGGGUAUGAUUGACUCUGGAAAUAGGGGGAGACAGCUGAUUGAAGCUCUGCCUUCAGCAUGUGUUUUAAAAAUGUGUCUGCAUGCACACACAGUGGGGAGAACAAGUAUUUGAUACACUG